Cuscuta europaea is the source of this 2398-nucleotide messenger RNA. The record is from the annotation of a GenBank genome assembly. NCBI's taxonomy places the organism in Eukaryota, Viridiplantae, Streptophyta, Magnoliopsida, Solanales, Convolvulaceae.
GGAGAACAAAAUAUAGGGGCCAAUCAGCCAUUAGCAUUUUCCCUUUCCUUUUCCCCUUGAGCCAUUGCCGAUUUGCCGUUUAUGUUUUUAGAAUCUCUCUUUUGCAUAAAAAACCCAACCCAGGAGAGGGGCAGACAUUUUCCUUACUUUUCCAGUCGGGAGCAGUGAGCCAGUGACGCCGUAAAGAUACAGUCGGAGCGACGGAGCGUCUUCCCCUCGACCGUUUUCGUUUUCCGAUGUCGCUGCACCUUGGUAAUAUACCACCUCAUAUUCACAGAGAUGAACUAGAGCAUGUUUUCCAGAGGUUUGGGAGGUGUACGGUACGUUUGAAAGACAAGUUUGGGUUUGUUGUAUAUGAUUACCCUGCAAAUGCAGAAAAAGCGUUGAACUCGCUUCGAGGCAAGACCAUCUGUGGAAACAAAAUAACUCUUUCAUGGUCAAAUAGGCAGCCUCAACCAAAGCAUUUCCAGAGAUUUUCUAAGAGUGAAAGACGUGAUGGCUUUUCUCGAGAUUUUGAUCACAAUGGUCACCGACGUCAUAAAAGAGGGUUUGGGUCAGCUGAUACCGAUGGUGGAAGAACUGUGCAUGCUGAGGUGGUUGAUGAUCUUGCAAGCCAUCAUCGGUAUGAAGAAUCUCAUACUUCUGUGGACAGUUUUCCUGAUGACAGUGGUGGAGGGAGAGAGGCAACUGUUCUGCAAAAUGGUGAGCGAGGUGAGAAAGUUAGUGCAUCAUUGGAUCAAAAUGGACUUGAAGAUGGACUGCACUUUGACCGCUAUGUACCUUCUUCCGCUGAUGAGAUAAGUGAAUUUCAUCAUCUGACCAACAUUGAAAACGCAGCCUCUCCCAGGAGAUCAGAAGAGAAAACAGAUCUGGAACCCUCCAAUGCUAGUUGCAAUACAUUACCUUCAGACUCAUGUGUAGAUGUCAAAGAAGAUGAAAGAUCAAGAAAAAGAGACAGGUCAAGACAGAGAGAUUCUUCAACGGAAAGAACUGCUUAUCAAAGUGGGAGGAAGAACUAUAUGAGAAACAAGUUCAGGAAGCCCAGCACUGGAAGCACAAGGUAUUACUCAAAGAAUGACCGGGCACCUGUCACAAAUUCAACCUGUUCUGGUCAUGCCACUUCUGGAUCACAUUCACUUUCAAGAUCAUUAAAGUCCCUUUCCCAGCCUUCGAAUUCAAUGCCAAAACCAUCCCUUGCCAGAAGGAAUUCCCAAUACUCUAGUUUAAGGUCUGGUUCAACAAUACGUUCAAGGUCAACCUCUCCUACCUCUGACACUCUAUGUGCAUCACUUGAAAAAUGUUUAUCCUCAUCUUCAAAUAUGAUGCGGACAGAGCAAAAGGAUUUGGUUCCAGAGUUGAAGGUAGAUGAGCUGAAAGGGGAACCACAUGCAAAAAUUGAUGCAAUUUCAGACAACUCAGUUAAGGUAGUAGAUUUACAUGCCUCAGAAUCACACACCGGUGAUUAUAUGGUAGAAACAGGGGAACAUCAAAAUAAUAACAAUUUAACAGAGCAACAUGAAACGGCUCAAGAACUGAAAGGGGAACCACAAGCAAAAAUUCAUGCAAUUUCAGACAACUCCGUUAAGGUAGUAGAUUUAUAUGCCUUAGAAUCAUACACUGCUGAUUAUACGGUAGAAACUGGGGAACGACAAAAUAAUAACAAUUUCACUGAGCAACAAGAAACGGCUAAAGAACUGAAAGGGGAACCACAGGCAAAAAUUGAUGCAAUUUCAGACAACUCAGUUCAGGUAGUAGAUUUACAUGCCUCAGAAUCAUACACUGGUGAUUAUAUGGUAGAAACAGGGGAACUGCAAAAUAAUAACAAUUUAACAGAGCAGCAUGAAACGACUCAAGAACUGAAUCCAGCUACCCAUAUUUCUCAGCGCUGGUCCAAUGCUGCGACUUUGAAAUUUUCUUCAGAGGAGUUAGGCAUGGUUCUAAAACACUACAGAUUGGAACACCCAGAGCAAAUGCAAAAGGACUUGACUGUAGAAGAUUGCUUUGGGUGUGCUCGGUUGUGGCCUUGGGACAUCAUCUAUUAUAGGAGGUACAAGAAGGGUCACAUUUCAACUGAAAACUACAACCGUAGGCUUGCACAAAACAAAGAGUUUGGAAUUGUAGACAAGUAUGUCCGUAGCAGUAGUGGAUGGGGAGAAAUGUAAGCAGAAUGCUGUUUGAUCUUCUGGACUUUAAAUGCAAACCUGCACUACAAUUCUGUGGUGAAUUUUACUUUUGUGUAUCCAUUUCCUCAUCUUGUUAGCGCCAUAUGUUUUUUCUGAUCAAGAAACUUCAGUUACAAGCUCUUGUAUUACCAAACUUUCUAUGGUGUAUAAGUUGUCUCCCUUAUAUCUAUUACCAGCAAGAAAAGUAAAUCAGUAUCUCUUAACAGAACACUCCU